Molecule: messenger RNA, 570 nt
Organism: Exophiala spinifera
Lineage: Eukaryota; Fungi; Ascomycota; Eurotiomycetes; Chaetothyriales; Herpotrichiellaceae
Exons: 1
Coding region: 1-570 (189 amino acids)
Biological process (GO): regulation of transcription by RNA polymerase II
Cellular component (GO): mediator complex
Molecular function (GO): transcription coregulator activity
Source: RefSeq, a predicted model, not a curated record
AUGUCCACCGACAUCCUCACACAGCUCCAAACCACCUACGACCAGCUCCUGACGCAGUUCUUCUCGACCGUCUCGUACCUCUCUCAACGCCACCCACUCGUUGCGCCCGAGCCCGACCCCUCGGAUCCCUACACAAACCCACCGGCGCAGAUCCAACAAACACCCAAUCCGGACGGCGGCGCAGCACAGACGUCCAGCAGCGGAGGUGGUCUGCUCCCUGGACCCGAAGACACAGAUCGCAGCGUGUACCCUCUCCGCCCGGCGGCGCCGAACGUGUUUGCGUCUGCGCAGCGCGAGUUGGCCGAGGAUCUCGUAACCAAGGCGCAGCAGAUCGAGUUCCUGAUAUCACGACUGCCGGGGAUCGGGCGGGGCGAAGAGGAGCAGGCGCGCGAGAUCCAGCAACUGGUAGAGAAGGUGCGGCAGAUGGAAGUACGGCGCAAGGAGAAGAGGAAGGAGAUGCGGGAGUGUGUCAGAAGGCUGGACAGCGUGGUGCUGGGUAUGGCGCAGAGUGUGGACUACGAGGAAGACGUGAACGCGAGUCACCCGAACAGGGCUGCGACGGGGGGAUGA